Branchiostoma belcheri (Belcher's lancelet) is the source of this 2235-nucleotide messenger RNA. RefSeq lists its product as uncharacterized. NCBI's taxonomy places the organism in Eukaryota, Metazoa, Chordata, Leptocardii, Amphioxiformes, Branchiostomatidae. Bases 1 to 2235 code for a protein of 744 amino acids. Gene Ontology annotation, biological process: protein polyubiquitination; proteasome-mediated ubiquitin-dependent protein catabolic process; negative regulation of translation. The record is from RefSeq and is a predicted model, not a curated record. Gene Ontology annotation, molecular function: protein binding; translation repressor activity; ubiquitin protein ligase activity. The transcript has 7 exons.
AUGGCUGACCCACGGGAGACACCACGUCUGGAGAGUGAAGAAAUAGAAAUGUCAGUCCUCCAGGGGGAUUUCAACCGCCAGGAUCCGGGGAUACCUCCGCCUCUUCCGCCCAAACAGUCCCGGAAGGAUCCGUAUUGUCGCCCCGAACAGACCUGGACGGAUCCGUCCUGUCGCCCCAAACAGACUCAGGGGCUACAGUCUCGUCACUCCGGACAAAUUCCGGAGGAUCCGACUCACCGUUCUAGAUGGAGACGUGGAAGAAGGAAAUGGAAGGUACCGUCUAGUCACACCCAGGAGACCCUGGGACUACCGCCUCGUCCCCCCGAACAGGCUCCAGACGAACCAUCGGUGACUCUACUCCUCCCGAAACAGAGAGACGGGAGAACGGCAGGCGUGUACCGGCACAGGCUACGGGAGGAAGACCUCGUCAAGCUGCCGCUGAACCCGAUGUACGGGGCAGACCUAGAUCUACCGUCAGAACCCGAUGACCAACAAGCAAAUCCAAACGAUGUGGUCGGGGCAACACAAGCCGAGAUGUCAGCCUCGGGCGAUCCGGCAGACCAUAGUACACCAGCAGACGGCCCCGGUCAUCCUCCGAACCGAGAUGCCCGCAGCGCCCGGCCGGUACCCUCUACCCAGAGGCCAGGAAUAACCACCGGCGGGGCCCAACCUGGGCACACGUAUGAGGAUGGGGACACGUUCAUGGGUCUUGGACAACCUCUGAACCGAAAAGCACCGACUCUUCCGUCUACACCGAGGCCAGCAAGAAGCACCGACGGAGACCGUCCUGUGACGGCCGCCACACACACCUACAAGGACGGGGAUGCCUUCAGGCAGGGUCUCGGGCCAGCCCUGAACCGGGAUGACGGCCCACCACCUGUCCCUUCAACACCGAGACCCGGAAGACGGCCCGGCGGAGCCCAACAACUGCCGAGCUGGCCACAGAUGCUGCUGAAUCCGCAAGCCAUCCUCGAUCAGCUGCAGCCAAACGCCAUGUACGACUCCAGCCCUAACCAGCCUCCAGCCGUAGCCCAAGAGAGUCGCACCAUUUGGGGACGACUACGUCAUCGCCUGUCGACACGCCUGCUGAUUGGUGCUGCCAUAUCGUCCGUUGUCAUGGUGACACUGAUGAUCGUAGUCCCUGUACUUCUGACGCACUUCUGCCGCUCUUGCAACCACGACUCUUCGGCUACAACCAAAGUGGAACAUAACACCACUGGAAGUACUGCUCUGAUGAUGAAGACUGACCAAGUGACAUCGGCUGACGUCAUCAAGGUGAGUCCGGUCCACGGACGUGGUCCCUCACACGUCAUCACUGUAGCACGACCCGCACCAAUCAACAAGCCUGUUGCAACAGGACCUGCACCAACCAACAAGCCGGUUUCAGCCACUACUACUGAAGACAAAGGCGACAAAAAACACGUCAUCACCUUUGGCGAUGGGUCGGGGGCUGAAAAACUGCGCGGCGCACGCGGGGUCGCAGUUUCCCCCGACAGCAAUAUCUGGGUGGCUGUCCAGUCCCAGGCCAGUCUCCAAGUGUACAGCAUGGCUGGCGCCUUCCUGUACAAGUUCCCACAGGGUGGCCCAGGGCUGGGGUACACGUCGAAGAGGCCAGUUGAUGUGUCCAUCGAUAAAGAUGGCCACCUGUGGGUCUUGAUGAGCGGGUACCCUGCCAACCGCGACACCCUGGUACAGUUGGACAGGGAAGGUCAUCUCAAAGCCAAGUUCGACCUCCCUGACAAUAUACCACGGGGGGUGCUCCGCGGAAUGGCCGUGGGCUUGCAAAACGACCACGUUUUCGUCACCUGGUCUGACGGUUACAGUGGCGGUGUGCAAGCCUUCCAGCCAGACGGGACACACCUGUGGGAUGGCCAGCGGGGGAUGAGGAGGCCGAUGUACGUCGCUGCUAACGAGGAAGGGAACAUCUUCGUCACCGACUCCGACACUCACUACAUCUUCAAGUUUAGCGAGAGUGGCCAGUACGUGUCAAGGUUCGGAGGACCGGGACAGAGCGGUGGCGGCCUGAGUCAUCCUCGCGGCAUCUGUGUGGACAGUUCCGGUCACAUCAUGGUGGUGGACACGAACAACCAGCGCGUGGUGGUGUUCACAAGCCGGGGUAGGUAUGUCCGCCACAUCGCCGUCCGUGCUGAAUACCCAAAAGGGGUUGCAGUGGGGCCGGGAGGACAGCUGGUUGUGACCAACAUCAACACAAUCACUGUCUUCCCCCACUACUGA